GGAAAAGUGUGAAGAGAAAUGGGACCACCUCGUGUUACCGAGAAUCGUGGAGUGGGAGUAGCAAGAGGUCAGAGCACUCGAGUCGCCUCGUCCGCCGGUACCUGGUUGUCGGAGGGGGCACGAGAAACGAGAUUUUCCCUCCUGGAGCCGUUAAAUCAGUGAUGAUUAUAUUCAUCGCUGCAUGUCUUUCGACUCGCUAGUUGACGCGAGACUCGGUAACAGCAACAGCUCGACUUCGCUUCCUUACAUACGCGUAAUAACACGAUCGAGUGCAACGAGCGUUCUAACGAGGUUGUAUUGUUUAUUGGGAAAACUACUGGUGAUAGCCAGCCAGGCUUAUUGAGAGCGUAUUACGUAUUUGGUUGUAUCGUUUUCGAGUAGUGCGACGGCAGUUUCUCUUUUACCAACGAAAAUGAAUGACAUGUUGGAGAAAGACCUUGAGGAGUACGAUCCGGAACUUUAUCGGAUUAUUGCUCAGGAGAGCGAGAGGCAGAGAUUGGGCCUUGAGUUGAUAGCCAGUGAGAAUUUCACCUCUCGAAGCGUCCUCCAGUGCCUAGGCUCUUGCUUGCACAAUAAGUAUAGCGAAGGUCUGCCAGGGAAAAGGUAUUAUGGAGGUAACGAGUAUAUCGAUGAGAUUGAGAUACUGGCUCAGAGGAGAUGCUUGGAAGCCUUUGGUUUGAGCCCUAGCGAGUGGGGGUGUAACGUUCAACCGUACUCUGGGAGUCCAGCAAAUUUUGCAGUUUAUACUGGCCUCUUGGAGCCACAUGGUCGCAUUAUGGGCUUGGAUCUUCCCGAUGGUGGCCACUUGACCCAUGGCUUUUUCACAAAUAACAAGAAGAUCUCUGCCACGUCGAUUUUCUUCGAAUCCAUGCCUUAUAAGGUUAACCCGGACACCGGUCUCAUCGAUUACGAUCAGCUUUCUUACGAUGCCAAGCUGUUUAAGCCUAAAAUCAUUAUCGCUGGUGUCUCCUGCUACAGUAGAUGUUUGGAUUAUAAGAAAUUUAGAGAGAUAGCGGAUGAGAAUAAUGCUUAUCUCUUCAGUGAUAUGGCACAUAUAGCUGGCUUAGUCGCAGCUGGUAUUAUACCAUCACCGUUUAAGUACAGCGAUGUGGUAUCGACGACCACUCAUAAGACACUGAGAGGGCCGCGUGCUGGAGUAAUAUUUUAUCGGAAAGGGAUAAGAGAUAUUAGGAAAAAUGGAGAAACGGUAAUGUACGAUUUAGAGGACAAAAUUAACCAAGCAGUUUUUCCAGGCUUGCAAGGUGGUCCUCACAACCAUGCCAUUGCUGGAAUAGCCGUCGCUAUGAAGCAAGCUACCACACAUAAUUUUUUUAAGUAUCAAGAGCAAGUGGUGGCCAAUGCGAAGAGACUGUGUAGUCAGCUACAGAACUUGGGUUACAAAAUCAGCACAGAUGGUACCGAUCUGCAUAUGCUGCUGGUUGACCUGCGUUCUAAUAAUCUUACGGGAUCUAAGGCUGAGAAAGUUUUGGAAACAAUUUCCAUAGCGUGCAAUAAAAAUACAGUCCCGGGUGAUAAGAGCGCUCUUAAUCCUCAUGGUUUGAGACUUGGUACACCAGCAUUAACAACACGAGGUUUAAAAGAAGAAGACUUUGAUCGAGUUGCUAUCUACAUUCAUAAAGGGUUACAGUUGGCAAAUGAGAUAACAUUAAAAUCUGGACCAAAGCUUGUAGAUUUUAAUAAUGUCUUAAAAAGCGAUGCUACGAUUCAACAAAAAGUAAACGAUUUAAAAGAGGAAGUGGAAAAUUUUGCAGGCAAAUUUCCUCUACCUGGACUUUUUUAAAGGAUAUUUUAUAAUAUACAUUAAUCCACAAUUUAUCUAUUUU
Ceratosolen solmsi marchali is the source of this 1844-nucleotide messenger RNA. RefSeq names its product serine hydroxymethyl transferase (gene Shmt). The transcript has a single exon. The record is from RefSeq and is a predicted model, not a curated record. Gene Ontology annotation, biological process: tetrahydrofolate interconversion. Bases 413 to 1801 code for a protein of 462 amino acids. NCBI's taxonomy places the organism in Eukaryota, Metazoa, Arthropoda, Insecta, Hymenoptera, Agaonidae. Gene Ontology annotation, cellular component: mitochondrion; nucleus; cytoplasm. Gene Ontology annotation, molecular function: glycine hydroxymethyltransferase activity; pyridoxal phosphate binding.